GAGAAGCCCUGCAAAGCACCGCGUACCCUGCAGUGCAGACCUUCUGCCAGAAGCACGGCCUCAUGUUUGAGGUCGUUGAUCUGAGGUGGGGUAUUCGGGACACCGAGGCCACUGACCACAUGACCACGGAACUCUGCUUGGAAGAGCUUGACCGGUGUCGGAAAACAUCCCUAGGGCCAGCUUUUGUUGCCCUCCUAGGUGACCAGUACGGUCCCUGUCUGGCCCCCACACUCAUCGAGGAGGAGGAGUGGGAGGCUCUGAAGGCCCAGCUGACCUCUCGGCCAGGUGACCUGGAGCUGGUGGCUCACCGUUUCCAGAGGGACGAGAACACGGUGCCCCCCACCUUUGUGCUGCGGGCCUCAGGCACCAGGGAGACCCAUGGGCCCGAGGACACCACCCUGACCUCUGCGCUUCGCUAUGGAGCCCAGGAGGCCAGGAGGCUGGGCCUUAUCUCCCAGGAGCAGUGGCAUCGCUACCACUGGUCAGUCAUUGAGUGGGAGAUAGAACGGGGCCUGCUGAGCUUGACAGAUGGGGACCAGGGAGCCACUGUCUUCCUGAGAGAGAUCCAAGACCUCAACAAACACAUCCUGGAAGACUGUGCCCUAAAGAUGGUGGACCGGCUCGCAGACGGCUGCCUGGACACAGAUGCCCAGAAUCUUCUCAGCAGCCUCAAGGGGCGCAUAGCUGACACUCAGCCUGGAGUCCUCAAGGCCCACCAUCUGCCAUGGAGCCGAGACCUAGUGAACCCCAAAAACAAGGCUCACGCCCGAUAUCUGAAGGAGCUGGGGGAGCAGUUUGUGGCCAGGGCUAACUACCAGGUCCUUGAGCGCCUCCGGGAGCUAGAGGCAGGCAGGCAGGAGUUGACAUGGCUCUACCAGGAAAUCCACCACCACUUGGGGCUGAGUGCUGAGGCCACCAGGACCUUCUGUGGGCGCGAGGAGCUCCUGACCCAGGUGGGGCAGCGACUCCGGAAGAAUGACGGCCACCCCCACAUGCCCCUAGUGCUUUUUGGACCCCCAGGCAUCGGAAAGACAGCUCUGAUGUGCAAGCUGGCUGAGCAAAUGCCAAGGCUGCUGGGCUGCAAGACGGUGACCAUCUUGCGGCUCCUAGGGACAUCCCAGAUGAGCUGCGACGCCCGCAGCCUGCUCCAGACCAUCUGCUUCCAGGUGUGCCUGGCCUACGGGCUGCCCCUGCCCCCUGCCCAGGUCCUAGAGGCCCACGCCAGAGUGGUCCAGUUUUUCCAUACCCUCCUGCACACCGUCUCCUGCCGAAACUUUGAGUCCCUUGUGAUCCUACUAGAUUCUGUGGAUGAUGUGGACUCCAUUCACCGAGCUCGGAGAGUCCCCUGGCUGCCUCCCAAGUGUCCCUCAAGGGUCCACUUCAUCCUCUCAGCCUGCUCAGGGCAGCGGGGAGUUUUAGACACCGUGAAGCAGAUGAUCACGGACCCAGAGUCCUACUGGGAGGUGAAACCCCUCUCCAGUAACCAAGGGCAAGAGAUGAUCCAGCUGCUCCUGGCGGCCUCCAAGAGGACACUGAGCCCAGGGCAGAGGGACCUGCUCUGGGCCAGCCUCCCAGAGUGCGGGCACCCUGGGCGGCUGAGGCUGGCCUUCGAGGAGGCCCGGAAAUGGGCCUCCUUCACCAUGCCUGCCCCUCUGGCCUCCACUGCUAAGGAAGCGAUGCACCAGCUGUGUGCCCGCCUGGAGCAGACCCACGGGCAACUCCUGGUGGCCCGAGUGUUGGGCUACAUUGUGUCUUCCCGGUAUGGGCUCUCAGAGGCUGAGCUGAAGGACGUCCUGUCCUUGGAUGACGAUGUCCUGCAGGCUGUGUACCAGGACUGGACCCCGCCCAGCAAGGAACUGCUGCGUUUUCCGCCCCUGCUGUGGGUGAGGCUUCGUCGAGAUCUGGGAAACUGCUUGGCCAGGCGGCCCGUGGAUGGCUUCACACUCCUGGCCAUCACCCACAGACAGCUGGCCGAGGUGGUCCGAGAGCGCUACUUGUCGGGGCCUGAGAAAGCCAAGAGGCAUGGAGCCUUGGCUGACUUCUUCUUGGGGGCCUGGAGCCAGGGCACCAAGAAACUCAUCACUCUGCCGCUGGUGGGGAAACCCCUGAACCUGGACCGCAAGGUGGCCCCCCAGCCCCUGUGGUUCUCGGACACAGUUGCAAACCUGAGGAAGCUGAAAGAGUUACCCCAUCACCUGCUCCACUCAGGCCGCAUCGAGGAGCUGAAGCAGGAGGUGCUGGGCAGCAUGAACUGGAUUUCCUGUCGGAGCAUCUCCGGGGGCAUCGAGAGCCUGUUGGAUGACUUCGACCUGUGUGCCCCUCAUGUGGACUGUCCUGAGGUGGGCCUGGUUCGAGAAGCCCUCCAGCUGUGCCGCCUGGCCGUGGAGCUCCAAGGCAUGGAGAAGAGCAUCCUGUAUACAGAACUCCUGGCCAGACUCCAUUUCUUCGCCACUUCACAUCCAGCACUUGUGGGACAGCUGUGCCAACAGGCCCAGAGCUGGUUUCUGGUGUGCCCGCAUCCUGUGCUGGUGCCCCUUGGAGGAUUCCUCCAGCCCCCAGGAGGGCCUCUCCAGGCGACCCUCACUGGCUGUCACAAAGGCAUCACCGCCAUGGCGUGGAGCCUGGAAGAGAAGCUGCUGGUAGUCGGCACCCAGGAUGGCAUCUUGGCUGUGUGGGACAUGGAGGAGAAGCAGGUGAUUCACAUCCUAACUGGACACACAGGAGAGGUGAAGUGUGUGAAAGUAUUUGCCCAAGGGACACUCGCCAUCUCUGCCUCCAAGGACCACACGCUGCGCUUGUGGAACUUACUCUCUGGCCAGGAGAAAUUCACCAUUUGGGACGCAGGCUCAAAAGAUCCCACUGAACCUCAGAUCUGGAGCCUUCAUGUUGACGAAGCAAAGAAGGUCGUGUAUUCAGCAUCUAGAUCAAAGGUCAGCGCUUGGAAUCUGGAAACUGCCGAGCUGGUUUUCCGUAUCCCGGGAGAUGCCUCCGACCCUUGGAUGUGUAUGGCAGCAUUGGCUUCCUGGGCCACGCUGCUGACGGUGUCCAAGGGUGGUGUGGUCACUCUGUGGAGCUCAGCCACAGGAAAAGCGCAGGGGAAGCAACACUUGUCCAGCAUCAAAGAAGAAACUCCUACCUGUGCGGUCUCAGUCCAGAAACCAGGAAAGAUGGUUAUUGGGUUCAGCAAGGGUUCCAUGUCUUUGGUUUCUUCCAAAGGAGACAGCCUGCUGGAGAAGCUUCCGGAAGCUGUGGGGUUCUUGGUGGUCUCUGAAGAUGAAUCCCUUCUGGCCGCAGGCUUUGGCAGAUCUGUGCGGAUAUUCUUGGCCGACUCACAGGGGUUUCAUCACUUCAUGGCCACCGAUCUUGAACAUGAGGACAUAGUGGAGACGGCUGUUUUUGGUCCUGAGAACAAUCUGAUUGUCACUGGGUCCCGAGAUACACUCAUUCAGAUAUGGAGUCUAUCCGAGCAAGGGACCCUGCUGGACAUCCUGGAAGGUGUUGGGGCCCCCGUGAGCCUGCUGGCCCGGGGUGGAGCCUUGGUAGCAUCUGCUUCCCAGCAGUCCUCAUCUUUUAAAGUCUGGGAUCUCACUUAUGCUCAGAAGCCACGGGCCUCUGCCCCAUUUCUGGACCGCACCGGCCUCACAGCUGUGUCACACAACGGAAGCUACGUUUACUUCCCCAAAAUUGGGGACAAAAACAAAGUCACUGUUUGGGACUUGGCAGAAGGUGAGGAGCAAGAUGCCCUGGACACCUCCAAUGAGGUCAGAUGUCUGGAGGUCGCUGAGCAGGCCAAGCUCCUUUUCACUGGCCUCAUUUCCGGCAUCGUCCUGGUGUUCCCCCUGAAUUCCAGGCAGGAUGUCCUGUGCAUUCCCCCUCCAGAGGCCCGAAAAGCCAUCAAUUGCAUGGCCCUGAGUAAGGACGAGGAGCACUUGGCCAUUGCCUAUGACAGCAUCGUCCUGGUGCUGGACAUCAGCCCCGGGGACCCCUGUCCGGUCAUCGAUGGGCCAACCUAUACCUUCUAUACCCAGCUGCCAGAGACCAUAUCCAGCGUGGCCAUUCUGGCCGAUUACCGUGUGAUCUACGGCAUGACCAACGGUGAUCUCUUCCUUUAUGACUGUGCGAAUUCCAAAGUGUUCCCUCUGGAGGCCCACAGGAGCCUGGUCACCUGUGUGGAGGUCAGCCACAAGGAGCAGCUGGCAGUCAGUGGGUCGGAGGAAGCCCUACUCUGUCUCUGGGACCUACAGGCAUGCAAGGAGAGAUUCGAGAUAAGUUACAUGAACUCUUUCUGCCGAGGAGUCCAAUGUGCUUGCUUUUCCAAGAAUGACAAGUAUGUAUAUGCGGGCUUGAAGGAUCGCUCCAUAAUCGUCUUAAGUGUGCUGGACGGUACCCUGCUGGCUGUCCAGUUUGUCCAUGCCCUGGUGAACAGAAUCAUCCCAACCGACAAUGGCUUCAUUGCCCCCACCAGACAUGGCUAUCUGAUCCGCGAACGAUUCCAGUGUCCCUCGUCAAGAGCUUCACAGCAAGAACCUCUCAAGAACUUCAGGAAGGCGGUAUGGAUGAUCAAAUCAAGGAAGAGAGAAGAACUGGCUGCUGCUGCAGGGGCACUGCAGGAUGCGGAAUCAAGGAGUGCCCAGGGAAAUGAAUGCAAAUCAAACAAACGCUCACAAGUAUGCCUGAUAGUGUAG
Messenger RNA from Pteropus alecto (black flying fox), 4685 nucleotides. RefSeq names its product NACHT and WD repeat domain containing 1 (gene NWD1). The coding region runs from base 63 to 4685 and encodes 1540 amino acids. The record is from RefSeq and is a predicted model, not a curated record. The transcript is spliced from 18 exons. NCBI's taxonomy places the organism in Eukaryota, Metazoa, Chordata, Mammalia, Chiroptera, Pteropodidae. Gene Ontology annotation, molecular function: protein binding.